This is a messenger RNA of Talaromyces stipitatus ATCC 10500, 1695 nucleotides long. Its product is annotated as TPR domain protein. The record is from RefSeq and is a predicted model, not a curated record. Gene Ontology annotation, cellular component: intracellular anatomical structure. The transcript is spliced from 2 exons. Bases 1 to 1695 code for a protein of 564 amino acids. Lineage: Eukaryota; Fungi; Ascomycota; Eurotiomycetes; Eurotiales; Trichocomaceae. Gene Ontology annotation, molecular function: protein binding.
AUGGAUCUCACGCCAGUCAAACCAGAUAAUUAUUUUGAUCUUGGGUCUUACCAUCGUCCUGUCACGACAGAUUCAGAAAGCGCUCAAAUAUGGUUCAAUCGUGGUCUCAUAUGGACAUUUGGCUUCAAUCACGAGGAAGCUGUGACCUGUUUCAAAAAUGCUAUAAGGGAUGACCCAAAGUGUGCCAUCGCAUACUGGGGAUUGGCAUAUGCUAUUGGCCCGAAUUACAACAAGCCGUGGGAUACGUUCGACGGAAAGGAUCUUCACACAUCCCUAAGAGAAGCUCACAGAGCGGCUAUACAUGCCAAAAAUGUAGCGGUGGAUUCUGUGACAUCCGCUGAAAGGGCUCUUAUUGACGCUAUCACACAUCGUUACCCGACAGAAACCAUUGAGAAUAUUGAAAAUGAAAGAAACGAACGUAUCUUCGCGGGUUGGAAUCUUGGUUACGCCGAAAGCAUGGGCAUUGCCUACCGGAAUCACACGGAUGAUCUCGACAUUGCUGCGCUGUAUGCAGAUGCGCUCAUGAACCUGACACCUUGGAAGCUAUGGGACUUGAAGACUGGACAGCCUAACCCUGGUUCGCGCGCACCUGAAGUUAAAAGGGUCUUGGAACAUGCCAUCUCCUUGGACGGGGACUUGCAACAUCCCGGGAUCCUACAUAUGUAUAUCCAUCUCAUGGAAAUGUCUACAACACCGGAGAGAGCAUUAGUAAUUGCGGAUCACCUUCGCGGCCUUGUACCCGAUGCUGGACACCUCAAUCACAUGCCCAGUCAUCUAGAUAUACUGUGUGGUGAUUAUCGUCAAGCAGUCCAGUCGAAUACCCGGGCCAUUCAAGCUGAUGAGAAAUAUUUUGCUACUACUGGUUCACUCCGGUUCUAUACCGUUUACAGAGUGCAUGAUUUCCAUUUUCGUCUGUAUGCGGCUAUGUUUGCCGGACAAUCUCGAGUUGCACUGGAUACGGUAGAGGAACUGGAACGUAGUAUUCCCGAACAGUUACUACGAGUCGAGUCACCCCCAAUGGCAGACUGGUUAGAAGGAUUUAUGGCCAUGCGUGUUCACGCCCUUAUCAGGUUUGGGCGUUGGGAAGAGAUACUCACACUAAAACUACCCAUUGACCAAACGUUGUACACCGUGACAACCACAAUGCUACACUACGCCAAGGGUGUCGCAAAUGCUGCCUUGGGCAAUGUCCACGACGCAGAAAGAGAACGCGAAUUAUUCAAACAAUCUCUGAUGCAUGUACAACCUUCCAGGAUGUUAUUCAAUAAUUCCUGUCUUCACAUACUACAAGUUGCUGAUGCGAUGCUUAACGGAGAAAUAGAGUACAGAAAGAACAACUUCGACCAAGCUUUCGCACAUCUACGUGAUGCAAUUAAAUUAGACCAGGAGCUUCCUUAUGACGAGCCAUGGGGUUGGAUGCAACCACCUAGACAUGCGUACGGCGCGUUACUGUUAGAACAAGGCCACUUUGAGGAGGCGUUGGAUGUUUAUACUACCGACCUUGGUUUCAAUGAUGUAUUACCACGGGCGAUGCAGCAUCCGAACAAUGUGUGGUCUCUUCACGGCCUAGUUGAAUGCCUCAUUACCCUGGAGAGAGAUGACGAGGCGAGAUUGCUUAAGAAACAGCUUGACUUGGCAGUUGCAGUGGCUGAUAAUGCCACUGAGGAUUUCAAUUUGAUAAGUGCCAGAAUUUAG